AUGGUGAGUGAUUAUCUUUGGCAAAAAAAUAAAUAAAUAAAAUUUGGUGAUUUUUUUCAGCAAUCUUUUGAGAACGCCGACAAACUUUAUGAGCUUCAACAACACCAAAAGGGAUUUGAGGAAUUGCACAAAAGACUUCAAGAUGGUAAGCUUAUUCAAAAUCCAGCCAAAAAAUUAUGAAAAAUUUGUUUUUAAGGAGAACGCAAUGCUGAAAUUCUUUGGCGCCUUUGUCGUUUCUGCAACGAUAUUGCUUUCUGUUCAAGUGGAGAAAAGAAAACACAAGCAAUUUUAGAUGGACGUGACUAUGGUCUUCAAGCGAUCGAAGCUGAUCCGACAAACUUCGAAGCCGCCAAAUGGUCCGCUAUUCUUUUCGGUCUCUACGUCGACACUUUGCCAACAAAAGAGAAGAUUAGUGAGGGGGGAAAGUUGAAAGAUAUGUUGGAUAAGGCUCUUGAGAUGGAUCCAAAAGAUUUCUGUCUUCUCCAUCUUCGUGCCAGAUUCUCGUAUACUCUUGCCAAUUUGUCUUGGUUCGAACGUAAGGUAAGAAAUUAAAUUAUUAUUUUUUUUUGAAAUCUGCAGUCACAAUAUAUUUUAGGGCGCCUCAGUUUUGUACGGCGAGCUGCCAAAGGCUACAAUUGAGGAUGCGAUGAAUGAUUUCGAAGCCGCCUACGAAUCAAAACCAGAUUGGAUUGAGAACAUUUUCUACCUUUCAAAAUGCUAUUUAUCCAAAAAAGACAAGGCAAAGGCAAAGAAUUAUUUGAAGCAAGCAGUUAAUUUGCCAACAGAGACGGUUAACGACAAGGAAAUUAUGAAUGAAUGCAAGAAAUUGCUUGAAAAAUGCUGA
Messenger RNA from Caenorhabditis angaria, 844 nucleotides. The record is from the annotation of a GenBank genome assembly. Lineage: Eukaryota; Metazoa; Nematoda; Chromadorea; Rhabditida; Rhabditidae.